Egretta garzetta (little egret) is the source of this 1437-nucleotide messenger RNA. It is a transcript of the gene PGM5, whose product is annotated as phosphoglucomutase 5. Gene Ontology annotation, cellular component: sarcolemma; cell-substrate junction; cytosol. Gene Ontology annotation, biological process: carbohydrate metabolic process; myofibril assembly; striated muscle tissue development. The transcript has 10 exons. Gene Ontology annotation, molecular function: phosphoglucomutase activity. Lineage: Eukaryota; Metazoa; Chordata; Aves; Pelecaniformes; Ardeidae. The record is from RefSeq and is a predicted model, not a curated record. Bases 172 to 1437 code for a protein of 421 amino acids.
AGAUUGGUUAUUGGACAGAAUGGUAUCUUAUCCACACCUGCUGUUUCAUGUAUCAUCCGAAAGAUCAAAGCAGCUGGAGGAAUUAUUCUAACAGCUAGCCACAGUCCUGGGGGACCUGGAGGAGAGUUUGGAGUCAAGUUUGAGGUUGCCAAUGGAGGACCUGCACCAGAUAUGGUUUCAGAUAAAAUCUAUCAAAUCAGCAAAACCUUGGAGGAAUAUGCCAUUUGUCCUGAUCUCAGAGUUGAUUUAUCACGCCUAGGAAGACAAGAAUUUGAUCUGGAGAACAAAUUCAAGCCUUUCCGAGUGGAAAUUGUGGAUUCUGUGGAUAUCUACCUCAAUCUACUUCGAAGUAUCUUUGACUUCAGUGCAAUCAGAAAUUUGCUGACUGGACCCAACCAGAUUAAAAUAAGGAUUGAUGCCAUGAAUGGAGUUAUGGGACCUUAUGUGAGAAGAAUCCUGUGUGAUGAAUUGGGAGCUCCUGCAAAUUCUGCCAUAAACUGUAUUCCUCUGGAGGAUUUUGGUGGACAGCCUCCUGAUCCCAAUUUAACAUACGCAACUGCCUUGCUGGAGGCUAUGAGAGGUGGCGAGUAUGGAUUUGGAGCUGCUUUUGAUGCUGACGGAGACCGCUACAUGAUCCUUGGCCAAAAUGGUUUCUUUGUUAACGCAUCGGAUUCAUUGGCUAUAAUUGCUGCCAAUCUGUCUUGCAUUCCAUACUUUUGUCAGAUGGGUGUCCGAGGAUUUGGCAGGAGCAUGCCUACCAGCACAGCCUUGGACAAAGUGGCAAAACUAAUGAAGGUUCCUGUGUAUGAGACACCAGCAGGAUGGAGAUAUUUUUCCAAUCUUAUGGACUCUGGACGUUGCUCGCUUUGUGGAGAGGAGAGCUUUGGCACUGGGUCUGAUCACCUUCGAGAGAAAGAUGGAUUAUGGGCUGUGCUAGUUUGGCUUUCAAUCCUAGCAGCUCGAAAGCAGAGCGUGGAGGAGAUUGUCAGGGAUCACUGGACAAAAUUUGGCCGGCACUACUACUGCAGGUUUGAUUAUGAAGCACUGGAACCCAGAACAGCAUAUUUCAUAAUGAGAGACCUGGAAGCUUUGAUCACUGACAAAUCGUUCAGCCAUCAGCAAUUUGCUGUGGGUAACAAUAUCUACAGUGUGGAAAGAACAGACAGCUUUGAGUACAUAGAUCCUGUGGAUGGCACUGUGACCAAAAGACAGGGGCUGCGGAUUAUUUUUUCAGAUGCUUCCAGGCUUAUCUUCAGAAUGAGUGCUUCUAGCCAUGUGAGAGCUACUCUCCGGAUCUAUGCAGAGAGUUAUGAAAAGGAUCCUAGCCAACACAAUAAGGAACCACAGGCUGUGCUGAGUCCUCUUAUAGCAAUCGCCCUGAAAAUAUCUCAGAUUCAUGAGAGGACAGGGCGAAAGGGACCCACUGUCAUCACCUGA